GAAUUUUGGAAGUAGGACUGAACCGUGGCGACCUUGGGCAAUGAAUCAUCAGCCUUGAGUAUAGGCAACGCUUUGCUCAAAAAUUUCAACGUGUGAUUCUUCAACAGUGCACUACAAAGAGGGAGAAAAAAAAAGGAUAAGAGAUAAAAUGCAAAAAAAUUCACUGUUAAUAACUCAUUAUCGAAUUUCCAGCAUGGAUUGGGAAUCACGGAUUUAUACAGAUUCUCUUUUAUACAGGAUGAUUGUUUGCUUGGUUAAGAGAAACAUGAUAAUUGACUUGGCAAGGUUUAGGAUUAUUUAGCUAAUCAAAAUGUUUUUUCACUUUUUCCUCCUGCACAGACUGCAAACAUUUAUGUGAAUUCCUUUCAUAUCCUUUCAGUCAAUUUUGUUACAUCCUGCGACCAAAAUUCACUUUCUACUAAAAUAAAUAAAUAAAUAAACUUUUUUAUUAUAUAGGUUU
Molecule: messenger RNA, 460 nt
Organism: Heterotrigona itama
Lineage: Eukaryota; Metazoa; Arthropoda; Insecta; Hymenoptera; Apidae
Source: the annotation of a GenBank genome assembly